Fulvia fulva is the source of this 666-nucleotide messenger RNA. RefSeq lists its product as uncharacterized. NCBI's taxonomy places the organism in Eukaryota, Fungi, Ascomycota, Dothideomycetes, Mycosphaerellales, Mycosphaerellaceae. The record is from RefSeq and is a predicted model, not a curated record. The transcript is spliced from 2 exons. Bases 1 to 666 code for a protein of 221 amino acids.
AUGAGCACGCCAGCAGCUCCUCCGGCAAACAUGGCCGCCACCACCCCUCAACACCCAGCAAACUCGAACGCCUCACCACGCACAAGCUUCCUCGACCUCCCACUACACGUCCGCAACACGAUCUACCACCUCGCCCUGCCCCGUGAUGAGCCACUCGAGCUACAGCUCUCCGAACAGAAUGGCGAGAAGGCCAUCUCCGCCUCCUCCUCAUCAUCACCACCCACACCACCACAUCGCCUCCCAGUAGCCCUCCUCGCCACCACGCACCAAAUCAACCUCGAAGCGCUCCCCAUCCUCUACAGCACCAAUACCUUUACCUUCACCUCCGCCCGCGCCCUAAUCACCUUCGCCACCAUGAUCGGAUCCCAGGCCCGCGAGCACUUACACCACAUCCGCCUCCCCACAACCCAAACGAACCAAGAACUCUACAAACAAUGCGCCAGCCGACUCCGCUUCUCUCGUCACCUCGCAUCGCUGGAGAUUUGUGGACGGGGCUAUGAGGCUGGUGAGCAUGUGACGGCUUUGAAAGGGUUGAUGGUGGCUUUGAAGAAGGGUGGCAGGACGGAUUUGGAGGGGUUGGUAGGGGUUGUGAGGUUUUUGCCGGGCGGGGAGGGGAAGGGGGAGUUCGGAGAGGAGGAUGCGGAGAGGAGGAUGCGGAGAGGAUGA